CUCAACAGUCUAUCAUUCAAAUCUCUGCAUGGAAAGGACAAGCAGAUGCUAAGAAUCACAGUUUGUUUCAUUUAACAGACCUGAGAGCCAGGACUGCAGAAGACCAGCUCUUCUCCUGGAGCGUGAAGCAGUUAAAGACAACUAAUUCUGAUUCAGGGAAGGCAGUUUGUGCCCCAGAUCUGACAACCUACAGGAAUCAUUUGGGAAAGAACUGAGGAAAGCCAUCACCAGCCAGCAAAUCAGAGGGAGACCAACAAGCAGCUUGACUCAGUACCAGGAGCUUUAGUCAUGUUCAGUUAUCCAGCUGCAGAGGCAGGGUCUUGCUUCCAGAGGAUGGGAUCAUCUGGGCCACUGAAGAGGAGGCUGGAGGAGCUGAAGAAGCCAUGGUGGAGGGAGCCCAGUAGCAACACAGUGCUGCAGCACAGUGAGACUGCCAGACUUGCUACAGAUGCUUUUUUGGAGGAGGGAAAGACUGGCUAUCUACAAGCCAUUGCUGAGGAACGGGAGCUACCAUUUCUCUCCACCCUAGACAUGGAGUACAUAAGCCAAUAUAAAUGCCAAAGCAUCCCAGAAGCAAAUGCAAGCAAAAGUUGUGAAGUAGGGUCCAAAGAGGGGGACACCAGUGACUUGGCCUCCCUCUUUUCUGAACUAACUUCUGGCACCUACUUCCCACUCAUGUCUGAUGUGCACCCGCCAGAGCUUGAGCUGGGCUGGCCAAUGCUGUCAUUCACUACAAGGUCAAACGAAACUCAAGCCAGUGUGUACUUCCAGAGGAACAAGGCUUACAGCAUCAAGGAUUUACUCCGGUCCCUGAUAAGCAGGGCAAAAACGGUGAUCGCAAUCGUGAUGGAUAUCUUCACAGACAUGGAGAUACUAUGUGACCUGUUAGAAGCUUCCAACAGACGACACAUCCCUGUUUACUUGAUCCUUGAUGAAAAAUACUUGAAAUAUUUUGUGGAAAUGUGCAGUAAGAUGGCUCUCACUAGCGAACAUUUCCCAAACAUGAGAGUCCGAUAUGUAAGUGGAGAUAUAUACUACAGCAAAGCAGGAAAGAAAUUUGGAGGUCAAGUGCUGGAGAACUUUGUCCUGAUAGACUGUGAUCAAGUUCUCACUGGUACCUACAG
Messenger RNA from Alligator sinensis (Chinese alligator), 1124 nucleotides. RefSeq names its product protein FAM83C-like. The record is from RefSeq and is a predicted model, not a curated record. The transcript is spliced from 3 exons. The annotation marks the transcript as partial. Gene Ontology annotation, biological process: epidermal growth factor receptor signaling pathway. NCBI's taxonomy places the organism in Eukaryota, Metazoa, Chordata, Crocodylia, Alligatoridae.